CUCCGCACACAACUUUUGCAUAAAGUCUGUGCCGCCCUGUGAGGAUUGCAGUUGAUUGCAGUUAUAAAGAACAAACCGAACAUAAGAUAUGGGAUGGAACUAUGGAUGGAACACACGCUGAUAUAUAUAUAUAAUGAAAAAAUAUUUUAAAAAAUCGCUUUAUCACGUUAAUACAAAAACACGUGCAAAUGGCUUCGACGAAGAUUGAGUUUGCGGUACAUAUGACUUGUGACAGAUGUGUCAAUGCAAUUUCCAAGAGUAUUGCGGAUCUAGAGGGUAUCCGGAAUGUCGACAUAUCGUUAGAACGUGGCACUGUCACUCUCGAAACAAACCUACCUUACUCUGUUAUACAGAAAAGAAUUGAAAGCACUGGAAGACAGGCAGUGUUGAAGGGAUAUGGAGAUGGAUCAAGUGCUGUAUCGAUGCUAGGUGGAAACUCAGGAUACAGCGUGGGCAACCUGAUCAGAGGAGUAGUAAGAUUUGCACAAACUCCAGAAGGAUGCAUCAUAGAUGGUACAAUUGAUGGUUUAACUCCAGGCGAGCAUGGUAUGCACAUACAUGAAUGUGGUGACAUAUCUAAUGGCUGUGAUAGUGUAGGUGAACAUUUUAAUCCAAAUAAUUCACCACACGGGGGCCCCGAAGAUGAUCUGUCCAAGAGGCAUGUCGGUGAUCUUGGCAAUAUCCUUGCAGACAUUUUUGGAAGAGCUAGUUUUCGAAGAAUCGAUAAAUUCCUUAAAAUACCUGACAUUAUUGGGAGAUCUCUCGUUAUUACGAAGGAUCCAGAUGAUUUUGGAAGAGGUGAUAGUUCAGAAUCUAUAAUAAAUGGAAAUACUGGAGCUAGGUUGGCUUGUGGUAUCAUAGCCAGAUCAUCUGGAUUAUUUCAAAAUACAAAGAAGAUUUGUGCGUGUGAUGGCCUUACUAUAUGGGACGAGAGAGAUCGGGCGCUUGCGAAUAAUCAUGGUACAAAAAAUCAUAUAAAGUCGACAAAUUUAUAACUAAUACGAAAACAGUGCAAUUUGUCUAAUAAAAAACACAUUCCGGGUUCAGGAUUUGUUUGAACAGAAAUAAAUGUACAUAUUGUAACUUUUCAAUAAAGUAAAAUAAAUUUCUCUAAAUAUCCAGUCUA
Molecule: messenger RNA, 1126 nt
Organism: Monomorium pharaonis (pharaoh ant)
Lineage: Eukaryota; Metazoa; Arthropoda; Insecta; Hymenoptera; Formicidae
Gene: Ccs
Product: copper chaperone for superoxide dismutase
Exons: 7
Coding region: 189-995 (268 amino acids)
Biological process (GO): removal of superoxide radicals
Molecular function (GO): copper ion binding
Source: RefSeq, a predicted model, not a curated record